AUGAGUCCUCUUGUAAGAAAGCAGAAUCCUUAUCUAUUUGCUUCGGGAGGGUGUGCAAAUUUCAAGUUGGUUUAUUGGUUGAGUAAAUCUGGGACUUGCCUUGAAUGGUGGUCGCUUGAAAUACUAAUUUUGCUUUCUGGUCUUCUACCAAAUGCAAAGCUAGAAACAUCAGUCUUAUCCGUAUGUUUAAACAUCAGCGCAACAAUCUACACAAUCCCAGAAUCAAUUGGCGCAGCAGCAAGCGCUAGAGUUUCGAAUGAAUUAGGUUCUGCAAGUCCACAAUCAGCAAAAGUAUCUGCUUAUGCUUCCAUGAUACUGGCAGCUACCCAGGCCAUUGUGGUGGGCUCGAUAAUUUUUUCUUGCAGGCAGAUUUUGGGUUAUGCAUUCAGCAAUGAGCAGGACGUGGUGGAUUAUGUCUCAGAAUUGGCUCCUCUCUUAAGUCUCUCUGUUAUGCUGGACUGCUUGCACGGUACCCUUUCAGGUAUUGCGAGAGGAUGUGGGUGGCAGCACUUAGGAGCAUACGUAAACCUUGGAGCCUACUAUGUUUUUGGAAUUCCAAUUGCUGCUAUAUUGGGUUUCUGGGUCCAAUUUAGAGGAAAAGGGCUGUGGAUUGGAAUACUGAUUGGUGCCUUUUGUCAAACAGCUAUGCUACUUCUCAUAACAAUGUGUACAAACUGGAAAAAACAGGCAAUUGAAGCAAGUGAAAACAUUUUUCAGAGAAGUUUCUCUGUAGAAGAUGGAUUAGCUUAA
Molecule: messenger RNA, 750 nt
Organism: Vigna umbellata (rice bean)
Lineage: Eukaryota; Viridiplantae; Streptophyta; Magnoliopsida; Fabales; Fabaceae
Source: RefSeq, a predicted model, not a curated record